AUGAAAAUAACAUAUGUACCAACUUCAUACGAAACAAAACUCUUUGAUAAGUUUGGGUAUACAUAUGAAAAAGUUAUUUUUGAUUUUUGGCAAAGUAAGCGAUUGUAUCUAUUUAAACAAAUUGAAAAAUGCAAAACAAUUGUUGAAAUAAAAGGCCAAUUGUGCGGGGAUUCUCCUGAUCCAAAUUACAUAAAAAUUCCACAGAAUGUCACGAAAAUAAAUAACUUGGGAAAUGUUAUUGAAAUUGGAGACUCUAUUUUUGGUGAUAAUUUGAUUUCAGUGACAAUGCCAACUACUCUCACUCAAAUUGGCGAACACAUUUUUGAGAGAUGCAAAUCACUCAAAAAUGUUGAUUAUUGUGGCAAGACUGUAUUAACCAAUUUGGUUAGUAUAGACAAAAUGACUCUUUUAAAACAUUUGAAAAUGACUUGCACGUACGUUGAAGUGCCUUUAGACAAACUUGAAUUGUUUCAAAACAUUCCAAAUGUGCUAUUAAAAGUGAAAUCUCCAAAUAAAAUAUUGCAUUUACAUACAAUUUGUUUGCCAGUAAACGUGUGUGCACUUGAAUAUACGUUUCAAUAUCAAUUAACAUUGAAAGAAAUUACUUUGCCACAAUCUCUCACUUCAAUUGAUUAUUACUGUUUUAGUGGAUGCAUUUCCCUUGAAAACGUGAAGCUCUCAGAUUAUCUAAAAAUCAUAGGUGUACACGCAUUUUCAGCGUGUGGGUUGACAAAUAUAGACAUCCCAAACAAUGUGACUUCGGUUGGAGAUUAUGCUUUUGCCAACUGUUUAAAACUAAAAAGUGUAAUUUUUCCAGAAAGUGUAUUAGAAGGUCGAGAUGUGUUUUUUAAUUGUCGGACAUUGUCGUCAGUUCAAGUCAUUAAAACUGGUCGAGUUAACAUAAAUUGGAAAUGUACGUUUUCAAACUGUUGUCUUCCGAAAGAGUUUGAAAUGCCAAAUUGCGUGACUUCAAUUGGGAAUAAAGCAUUUGAACAAUGUUCUUUAUUAUCAAAAAUAAUACUAGGAAAUUGUGUUGAAUAUUUCAAAGAUUUGUGUUUUGCAAAUUGUGUUAAUUUGGAAGAAUUUCUUUGCCAAAAACAGUGA
This is a messenger RNA of Entamoeba invadens IP1, 1104 nucleotides long. RefSeq lists its product as hypothetical. The record is from RefSeq and is a predicted model, not a curated record. The transcript is spliced from 2 exons. The coding region runs from base 1 to 1104 and encodes 367 amino acids. Lineage: Eukaryota; Evosea; Mastigamoebida; Endamoebidae.